This is a messenger RNA of Penicillium brevicompactum, 1182 nucleotides long. RefSeq names its product glycosyltransferase family 15 protein. Gene Ontology annotation, cellular component: Golgi apparatus; membrane. Gene Ontology annotation, biological process: protein N-linked glycosylation; protein O-linked glycosylation; cell wall mannoprotein biosynthetic process. Lineage: Eukaryota; Fungi; Ascomycota; Eurotiomycetes; Eurotiales; Aspergillaceae. The coding region runs from base 1 to 1182 and encodes 393 amino acids. The record is from RefSeq and is a predicted model, not a curated record. Gene Ontology annotation, molecular function: alpha-1,2-mannosyltransferase activity. The transcript is spliced from 4 exons.
AUGGCUAUUGCGCGACCUAUUCGCAUGCUGGGUGCAGCAUGCAUUCUUCUUUGCCUAUUCCUUGUCUUCCAAUUACAUCAAGGCUCCUCUGAAGAAGGGACAAAGUUGACCCAUGGCAUGAAAAAGGAUCCUCUUGUAGAUCCGACCGGAGAGCCUGCAGGAAAUUUAUGGCGAGCUGAUGAACAUGAUUACACCCCGAAUAGCGAGAAUUCGGCCCGCACCAAUGCCGCGCUUAUCACCCUCGUCCGCAAUGAGGAACUGGACCAGCUCCUACAGACUAUGAACGAUCUGGAGAAGACCUGGAACGGCAAAUUCAACUACCCCUAUAUCUUCUUCAACGAUGUCGAAUUUACCCAGGAGUUCAAGCAGAAGACGCAGGCCGCCACCAAGGCAAAGUGUCAAUACGAACUCGUCCCCAAGGAACACUGGGAAGUGCCGGACUGGAUCAACAUGGAACUGUUCUACGAAUCCGCAAAGGUUCUGGAAGAACAGGACAUUCAGUACAGCUCCAAGAUCUCCUACCACCAGAUGUGUCGCUGGAACAGCGGCAUGUUCUACAAGCACCCUGCUCUCGCCGAAUACCGCUACUACUGGCGCAUUGAGCCCAAUGUCAGAUUCUUCUGCGACGUCGACUACGAUGUGUUCCGCUACAUGGAGGAUGGCAACAAGACCUACGGCUUCACCAUCAACCUCUACGAUGCGCCCCAGAGUAUCCCAUCCCUCUGGCCUGAGACCCAGCGCUUCCUCGCCGCCAACCCCUCGUAUCUGAGCGACAACAACAUGUGGGAGUGGAUUACAGAUGACGUGGCUCGUCCGGAGCACACCAAGGGUGGCAACGGUUACUCCACCUGCCACUUCUGGUCCAACUUCGAGAUCGGUGAUCUUGACUUCUUCCGCGGCGAGCAGUAUGAGGCAUACUUCCAGCACCUGGAUCGCGCGGGUGGUUUCUUCUAUGAGCGCUGGGGUGACGCCCCUGUCCACUCGCUUGGAAUUGGUCUCUUCGCCGAUGCCGCCAAUGUACACUGGUUCCGUGAUAUUGGAUAUAACCACAUUCCUUAUCUCAACUGCCCGAACUCCCCCAAGUGUUCCGGCUGCAAGGCUGGCCAGUUCUACCAAGGCGCAGACUUCCUCUCCAAGGAAGAUUGUCGCCCAACUUACUUCAAGUAUGUCGGAACUCACUGA